Phyllotreta striolata is the source of this 832-nucleotide messenger RNA. NCBI's taxonomy places the organism in Eukaryota, Metazoa, Arthropoda, Insecta, Coleoptera, Chrysomelidae. The record is from the annotation of a GenBank genome assembly.
CGAAAGUGGUUUUAUGAGUGAUAAAAUUGUGGUCUACUGAAAUUUGACGAAGUAUUUGAAAGAGGUAGACAAUGAUUAGAUUCGCGAUAUUCUUUAUUGGUGUUUUGGAAUUUUCUUUCGCUCAAAACAAUAAUCGAAUCUUGGAAGCACCAGUUCCAGGAUUAUGUGCCCAAAGAACUAUUCACGAAAGGACUCCUGAUGGCAAAGGUUACUUCUUUAGUUGGAAAGACGCGAACACUAAAGGAGUUGAACAAGACUGGUUGACCACAAGGAAUUACUGCAGGAAGCGCUGUAUGGACUUAGUUUCCUUAGAAACGAGCGCUGAAAAUGAAUGGAUCAAGAGGCAUAUUGUUGAAGAUAAGAUAAAAUACAUUUGGACUUCGGGCCGCCUUUGCGACUUCCAGGGCUGCGAUCGCCCGGAUUUGCUGCCCAACAACGUGAACGGAUGGUUCUGGACGGCGGUUCUGCAGAAGCUGGCACCGACCACGCAAAGGGACCAGAACGACUGGUCCGAAUCGGGCGGCAUCGGCAAACCCCAACCGGACAACAGGGAAGCGAUACAAGGAGGCGCUACUGAAAAUUGUUUGGCCAUUUUGAACCAGUUUUACAACGAUGGUGUCAAUUGGCACGACGUCGCUUGCCAUCACGUCAAGCCUUGGGUGUGCGAGGAAAACGAAGAUCUCUUGAAAUACGUUAGAUACACUAACCCGAAUUUGUUGAUUUAAAAAAAAUGUGUUUUUCUGCAGAAUUGGUUUUAUGGUUCACUUCAGAUCGUUUUUUAGAUUUGAGUAUACCCAUACGCAACAUACUUUAACAGAAACUUUUUACCAGA